Messenger RNA from Pistacia vera, 3055 nucleotides. Its product is annotated as copper-transporting ATPase RAN1. Gene Ontology annotation, cellular component: membrane. The coding region runs from base 224 to 3055 and encodes 943 amino acids. Gene Ontology annotation, molecular function: ATPase-coupled monoatomic cation transmembrane transporter activity; ATP binding; ATP hydrolysis activity. Gene Ontology annotation, biological process: monoatomic cation transport. The transcript has 9 exons. The record is from RefSeq and is a predicted model, not a curated record. Lineage: Eukaryota; Viridiplantae; Streptophyta; Magnoliopsida; Sapindales; Anacardiaceae.
UCAUAACCCUCCCUUAAAAGCCCUCCACUUCGCAUGCUCAGUGGUGUCUUUUCGUGCUUUGAGAUGGCGCCGAGCAUCAGGGACUUGCAGCUCACCCGGGCAACGGGUCGCCCGGUCCGAUAUUGACAUGGAGGACGUGAGGCUUCUGGAUUCUUACGACGAAAGUGGGAAAUUUGAUGAGAAUUGAAGAGGGUAUGAGCGAAUUCAGGUCCGUGUCACGGGGAUGACGUGUGCCGCCGCUCCAACUCCGUUGAAGGAGCCUCAGGGCGGUCAAUGGAGUGGUCAAAGCCUCUGUUGCUUUGCUGAGAAACAAGCUGAUGUCUUUUAUGAUCCCAAUUUGGUUAAGGAAGAGGACAUAAAGAAUGCAAUUGAGGAUGCUGGAUUUGAGGCCGAAAUACUAACUGAACCAAGUACAUCUGGUCAAAAGCCACUUGGAACGCUAAUGGGGCAGUUCACGAUAGGGGGUAUGACAUGUGCUGCCUGUGUGAACUCUGUUGAAGGUAUUUUGAGGGAUCUUCCUGGUGUGAAAAAGGCAGUAGUUGCUUUAGCUACUUCAUUAGGGGAGGUUGAGUAUGAUCCUACUGUAAUUAGUAAAGAGGAUAUAGUCAAUGCAAUUGAAGAUGCUGGUUUCGAAGGUUCAUUUGUACAGAGCAGUGAACAGGAUAAAAUAGUACUUCGGGUUACUGGAGUACUCAUUGAGUUGGACGUUCAUAUCUUAGAAGGCAUACUUGUCAACUUUAAAGGAGUGAGACAAUUUCGCUUUGACAGAAUAUCAGGAGAACUGGAAGUUCUCUUUGAUCCUGAAGUCGUCCAUUCAAGAUCUAUAGUUGAGGGGAUUGAGGCAGGAAGCCUCGGAAAGUUUAAAUUACAUGUUAUGAACCCAUAUGCAAGAAUGACUUCUAGAGAUGUUGAAGAAACCUCACAUAUGUUUCAGCUUUUCACCUCGAGCUUGUUUCUCAGUAUUCCUGUCUUUCUCAUACAAGUAAUUUGUCCUCACAUACCAUUGUUGGAUGCCUUAAUACUCUGGCGAUGUGGACCCUUCCUAAUGGGUGAUUGGUUGAAAUGGGUAUUGGUGAGUGUUGUUCAAUUCGUGAUUGGGAAGCGCUUCUACAUUGCCGCUGGCAGAGCUCUUAGAAAUGGUUCAACUAACAUGGAUGUUUUGGUUGCAUUGGGAACUUCAGCUUCUUACUUCUACUCAGUUGGUGCACUUCUAUAUGGGGCACUUACAGGGUUUUGGUCUCCCACAUACUUUGAAACUAGCUCCAUGCUUAUAACUUUUGUUUUGUUGGGGAAGUAUUUGGAAAGUCUUGCAAAGGGGAAAACAUCAGAUGCUAUCAAGAAGUUAGUUGAACUUGCUCCGGCAACAGCACUGUUGGUUGUCAAAGACAAAGGAGGAAAGUUUAUUGAUGAAAGAGAAAUAGAUGCUUUGCUAAUUCAACCUGGUGACACAUUAAAGGUUCUUCCUGGUGCAAAGCUUCCUGCUGAUGGUAUUGUGGUAUGGGGCACAAGUUAUGUUAACGAGAGUAUGGUAACUGGUGAGGCUAUACCAGUUCCAAAGGAGAUUGAUUCGUCAGUUAUUGGGGGUACAAUAAAUUUACAUGGUGCCCUUCAUAUUAAAGCUACCAAAGUAGGAUCUGAUGCAGUUUUAAGUCAGAUUAUUAGUUUGGUUGAGACGGCUCAGAUGUCAAAAGCUCCCAUUCAGAAGUUUGCCGAUUUUGUUGCAAGCAUUUUCGUUCCUACAGUGGUUGCUUUGUCAUUGUUGACCUUUUUCGGCUGGUAUAUUGGUGGAGUUGCUGGAGCAUACCCAGAAACGUGGUUGCCUGAAAAUGGCAAUUAUUUUGUUUUUGCUCUCAUGUUUUCUAUAUCAGUAGUGGUAAUUGCAUGUCCAUGUGCUCUUGGCUUGGCCACUCCUACUGCCGUCAUGGUUGCAACUGGAGUUGGGGCUAAUAAUGGUGUUCUCAUUAAAGGAGGUGAUGCUUUGGAAAGAGCUCAGAAGGUUAGGUACGUGAUAUUUGAUAAAACAGGCACCCUAACCCAAGGGAAAGCCACCGUCACAACUGCAAAGGUUUUCUCGGGAAUGGAUCGUGGUGAAUUUCUUACACUUGUGGCUUCUGCAGAGGCUAGUAGUGAACAUCCAUUGGCAAGAGCAAUAUUGGAGUAUGCACGCCAUUUUCAUUUUCUUGAAGAUCCCUCUCCAACAAAAAAUACCCAAAAUCAAGGCAGAGUUUCCAAUGUUUCUGGAUGGCUUCUUGAUGCGACGGAAUUCUCUGCUUUGCCAGGAAGAGGCAUACAGUGCUUUAUAGAAGGAAAACGGGUUUUGGUGGGUAACCGGAAGUUGCUGAUUGCAAGUGGAAUCACUAUUCCAACUCAUGCAGAAAGUUAUCUUGUAGAAUUAGAAGAAAGUGCACAGACAGGCAUACUUGUAGCAUGUGAUGAUAACUUAAUCGGUGUUUUGGGGGUUGCGGAUCCACUAAAGAGAGAAUCUGCUGUGGUCGUGGAGGGCCUUAUGAAAAUGGGUGUGAGGCCAGUCAUGGUGACAGGAGAUAAUUGGAGGACAGCUAGGGCUGUUGCUAAAGAGGUUGGCAUUCAAGAUGUGAUGGCAGAGGUUAUGCCAGCGGGAAAAGCUGAUGCCGUUCGUUCAUUUCAAAGAGACGGAAGCAUAGUAGCAAUGGUUGGGGAUGGGAUCAACGACUCGCCUGCUCUAGCUGCUGCCGACAUUGGUAUGGCAAUUGGGGCAGGUACAGAUAUUGCCAUUGAAGCAGCAGACUAUGUUUUGAUGCGGAAUAACUUAGAAGAUGUAAUCACCGCCAUUGACCUUUCCAGAAAAACCUUUGCUCGUAUUCGCUUGAAUUAUGUCUUCGCCAUGGCCUACAAUGUCGUUGCAAUUCCUGUUGCUGCUGGCGCUCUCUUCCCGUCGCUAGGAAUAAUAUUGCCGCCGUGGGUGGCUGGUGCAUGUAUGGCUCUCUCUUCUGUUAGUGUUGUAUGCUCUUCAUUGCUUCUUAGGAGAUACAAAAAACCCAGACUUACAACUAUACUAGAAAUUACUGUAGAGUAA